Coniophora puteana RWD-64-598 SS2 is the source of this 1737-nucleotide messenger RNA. RefSeq lists its product as uncharacterized. The transcript has 3 exons. The coding region runs from base 79 to 1737 and encodes 552 amino acids. Gene Ontology annotation, molecular function: protein binding. The record is from RefSeq and is a predicted model, not a curated record. Lineage: Eukaryota; Fungi; Basidiomycota; Agaricomycetes; Boletales; Coniophoraceae.
CUGACGAGAGACAUUGUUGACAAGGAUUACGAUUGACUCUGAUAAGACAUUUGCAGAGGAAGUUAACAUUCGGGGGCCAUGGUCGCAAGCUGGUUCAGUCCGUCGGAACGCCAACUACGCUGUGUGCAAUUCGAUGAAAAGAUUGAGGGCCAUUUCGACGCUAUCCGACAACCUCGCACUGAACGCAACGCACUGUCGCCUAUCUGCUGUCUCCCGCCAGAGGUCCUGGCGGAGAUAUUUACCUAUGCCACCCCUACGAUCCACCACACGCAUCGAGAUCUGCUCACCAUCACGCACGUCUGUCACCACUGGCGCGAGGUAGCACUCGCAUACCCUAACCUCUGGUCAAAUAUCGACAUGGAUAGAAGGAAUCCGGCCCGUAUUCGCGCUUUGAUGCUGGAGAGGGCGAAGAAUGCACCGUUGGCCCUUGAACUGUCGAAUAACAUGUACGACAAACUUCAGCCGGCCAUUUUCGAGGAGCUUUCCCAGCACAUUCAUCACACGCGCUCUUCAUCUUUAAAUAUCCUCGGUUUACAAACACUCGACAUUGCCACAGCUGUCUACCAUCUCGUCCUUGAUGCUCCCAUUCUCAAGCACCUCCAAUUCUGGCUUCAUGGAUCACCAGAUACGCACACUUCAGUCCUUCUUCCUGAGGACUUCCUGGGAAAUACACCUAGAUUGCGCAGCAUGGAUCUUCUGGGGGUGGUUCCGCCUUGGCACUCAUCUGUCUUCCGAGGCCUCACCCGUCUGGGGCUUUGGAGCUUGUACGAUCUAUCACCUACUGCUGAGGAGCUCUGGGCUAUCCUGAGAGGGUCACCUGCCCUCGAAGAAAUCCGCCAAUUUCAUGGAACAUCGACGCCAAAAAUCUUUGCCUCCUACGUGCACUUUUUCACGAACGUCCGCGUCCCUUCUCACGCUCACUUUCACUUGGGCAUCAACAUUCUCGAGGAAGGUUUGCCAAACAGCCUUACCAUAUUCCCAUCCACAUUCCUCACUUCCAUUCGUGAGGACACAGAGCCCACGUACUCCAUAUCCGUCUUCUUCGGGGGUCCAAGGGGCAUUCUCAGUAUAUAUCAAGACAAUGGUCAGUUUCAGUUUCCUUAUGCUUGCAACCACCAUUCGGACCUCGCCUGUGGGAAACGAAUCACCGCUACCAUUGGCGGCCCUGUCAACCAUUUCCACUUUCUCUGCCAUGAUCCGCCUCUCACGUCUAUUCAUACACUCAAAAUAACCGUGCAUGAACACCCAGACGACGUGCCGUGGGGCGCCAUAUUUGAAACCCUGCCACAGCUUCAGUUUCUCAACGUGGAGGUCAACAGGUCGAUGUAUCUGUCGUUGACGAGCGCCCUCAUGCCUCAGGCCGAGCAUGUCCCUGCCCCCAGAUUGAUUGAUAUGCGCCUAUCAUCGUUGGCGCCUUCGGAGGCUCUCCCCCAUGGUGACAUCCAGCGUCUGAUUGAUACUUUGGAAAGACGUUCACAAGCUGGGUACCACAUCGAUAGGCUCACUUGUGAGGACAUCCCAGUAGACCCUGCAGAGCUUGAACAGCUGGAACGGUUGGCUCGGAAUGUGAGUUUGAGAAAGAGAACGCCGCUAUCAGAGAGUUCAACGCGUGGUGAAGAGCAAGACGAGAGUACUGGGGAGGAUGAAGAGAGUGGCGGAGAGGACGACGAGGAUAGCCAAUGGGAUGAAGAAAGCGACGAGGAGGAUGACGAUAUGAGCGAAGAGGAUGAUGAGUAG